AGUGGUUUUAGUGAUGAAGUUCUAGGCCGUGCUGAUGCAUUGAGACCUGAUGCAUCGUGCGCGUCUGUAACUUCACCAUGAACCACAUGAUAGCUUGGCUAGUCUUUCUGGUUCUCUUCGUUUCUGCCCGAACGGUUAAAACUCAUGAUCAGCCCAAGCUUCAACAGGGCCACUGCGCGGAUAACAGUGAGAACUCCGGCGAUCUGAUUUUUACGGUACCGGAUAUAAAAAACAAAACACGUUUGGCAGAAAAGAAGAAUAAAAGCCGAGUCUGCCUGCCUGUCCCUUGCGCCGACGUCGAAGCGUACUCCGGAUUCAUCAAAGUUGACAAAAACAGCAACUCCUCUUUAUUUUUUCUGCACAUCAAAUCACAGGGUGAUGCCGAUAAAAAGCCCCUCCUUUUGUGGCUCCAAGGUGGUCCCGGGAAAUCUUCUCUUUUUGGACAGUUUCUUGAGAAUGGACCCCUCGGCAUAGACGCUAACGGGAAAACUUUUUACAGGAACCAUACAAUCGCAGAGUAUAUGAAUUUAAUUUAUUUAGAUCAGCCGAGUGGUUCGGGAUACAGCUUCAACAACGGCAGAAAUUAUACGACUACGCUCGACGAUGCGUCCACUCACAUCAUACGGUUCCUGCGGCGAUUUCUUAGAAUAUUUCCGGAGUACGUCAGAAGAGACUUUUACAUCGCUGGAGAGUCAUAUGGAGCAAGGUUCACAGUGGCGUUGGCGAGCGAAAUUUUGAAGAAUAAUACCUUGGUCCCCCUAAAUUUAAGAGGAGUGAUGCUAGGCGUCGGAUUCUUGUUUCCUGUUCUCGACUUGAUCGACUCCACUGAUUAUCUUUUUUCUUCGGGACUACUUGACCAUAAUGGCCGAGCGACUUUUGCUAACCAGCUCAAGAAUAUUAAGGAACUUGUACAAAGACACAAGUAUGCCGAGGCUGCUAUUUUGCUCAGCCGCACUGUUAUGAACUUCAGCGGUGCAAAAAAUGAAACAUUAUUUCAAAGACUUACUGGCUUUAAGCACCAAGGUAGUAUCGCAAAGGCUGAAAGGAAUGAAGAGAUAGCUGCGUAUUUCAGCUACGCGAACAGUACUGAUUUCAAGAAAGUAAUACAUGUAGAUUCUUCUAGGGUACUCGAUGGCACGAGGUAUUAUGUGGUGAUGGCUCUAGCUCUAAACGAUCUGUUCAAGGACCACCGGAAUUUAGUGGAGUAUGUUUUGGAUAGAACGCGUGUUCUCUUUUACACGGGGCAGUUUGAUGCUGUUUUUCCAGAAAUGAAUAUAGAAAGGUGUUUCAAAGAACUGAAGUGGCGUGGAGCCGCGAUGUUCCGCCAAGCGGUACGUGUGUUUUGGCACCGAGAAAACAACAGCUCACUCGAACUCUUCGGGUACGAGAGAAUCGCUGGUGCAAUAAGGUACGCAAACGUGCUCUUCGGGGGCCACUACAUUUCUAUGGAUCGCUCGUUAGCUGUCAGCGAUUUGUAUCGUCGCUUUCUCACUUCUCACGAUCAGCUUACAACAACAACCGAAAUGACUGCAUGCUGAAAGGCACUCAGAAACACCAGCAAAAACUGUGUUGAAUUUAAAAUUUUAUCACUCACGAAUUCUGCCUUCGCUGAAAACUCUUUUUCUCUCAUGAAUUUCCCUGCACACUAUUAUCUGUUAUUGUAGGGCUGCUCCACCAUCUCGUCAAUGCGCAGAGAAACUAUAUCAGCCUUUCCUGUAAAGUUUGACAAUGUUAUCGGCGCGUGCAAGACUGAAAUCAUGUGCAAUGUUAUAGAAUCGCCGCCGUUGUUCGGAACUUGCGCAUUGAUCUCGGAAUUUAUGUGCAAUUCAGAUCAAUCAUUGUAAAUGUAAAAUUGCUGCCAUACGCUAAACAGUGAUAAACACCAGAAUGAUAAUUAGAACUUUAGCAACUGAAAACGAAGCAUUAUUUAUUCGGCUGCUGCUGCUUUCUAGUUGUUAUGAGUAUUCAUGAGGAAUAAAAAUAUUUCUGCAUGGUUUAUGAAAUAAAGGAUCUGAAAUAAAAUUUUCAGUAAACUCGA
Messenger RNA from Rhipicephalus microplus (southern cattle tick), 2038 nucleotides. RefSeq names its product putative serine carboxypeptidase CPVL. The record is from RefSeq and is a predicted model, not a curated record. Gene Ontology annotation, biological process: proteolysis. Gene Ontology annotation, molecular function: serine-type carboxypeptidase activity. NCBI's taxonomy places the organism in Eukaryota, Metazoa, Arthropoda, Arachnida, Ixodida, Ixodidae.